This is a messenger RNA of Cladocopium goreaui, 1851 nucleotides long. The record is from the annotation of a GenBank genome assembly. Lineage: Eukaryota; Dinophyceae; Suessiales; Symbiodiniaceae.
AUGGCAGCUCAACUGAAGGAGAUCGUAGAUCGGCUCAAUGCUGAGCCGUUCAACUUGGACCUUUCCCUCUUGGUCUUCGAUGAGAAGGAUCCAUUAGAGCUGAUGGAGAUCCUCAAAAAGGUCCUGACUUUCUUGGACCCAAAGCAUGAUGUCGAGCUGAGAGAGGAGAAGCCAGAUGCCAUGUACCAACGCAUCUCAGAGUUUCUGCACAUCCUGGGGUAUCAGUGUUCCUUUGACAUCGAGUUCCAGAAUGGUCUAAUGUCAGGUGACAAGAACACCAUCCAUCCCAUUUUGUACUGGUUGCUGAGCAAUCUGGAAGCUCUAAGAAAACGUGCGUACCUGGCCAAAUUCUGCAUGAACUUGGAGGUGCCAGAGGAGUUUCUGCGUGAAGAGCAGGUCGCCUCGGUGUACCAGAACUACAAGGAGCUGCAGGCGCAGUUCAAGGCGCACCAUUCUCACGUGGAGCAGGAGCGCCACGGUCGGAUGAAUCCCGCGGACUUGCAACGGGAGGUGCAACAGCUGGACGCCGAACGAGAGCAGCUGGCGCAGAAGAUUCAGCUCCUGAAGGCAAAGACCGAGCGAGAUGAAGGUUUCGCUCAACUUCUUCAGGUGACGUCAAUGUUGAGGAAAGAGCAGGAGGAGGAAGCACGUUUGGCUGAGAAGUUGCAAGAGCAGAAGUACCAGUUAGAGCAGACGGAGCAGCUGUACAUUGAACGUGCUGCGCGCCUGCGAGAGAUGCGGGAGGCGCAGAUGCAGGAGGGUGAAGGAAGUGCUGAAGCCAUGUUCAAGGUCCUCAGCACUGAGGUCAUCAAAAGCAGAGAAGCGCUGCAACGUGUCCGAAAGGAAGGAGAAGAGAAGAUGGAGCAGCUCAGAGACAUGGACAGCGCUUUGAGCGAACCUCCGGUGAGGCAAGUUGACAUUGACAACCUCGAGAACGAGAUCCAAGCGAUGCAGAAUGAGAUCCAUGCGCACACCGAAAAGAUCAAUGAGCAGAAUCAGGAUUCUCGCUUGGCAGUCUACAAGCAGCAGGCGAACCUGGUGGCCAAGAAAAAGGAGGCGGUGUUGAAGGAUAAGAAAACACUGGAAGAUGAACGAGAUAGUCUGAGCAAAGACCUUUCUAUCAAGGAGCGCGAGUAUGAAGAAAUGAAAGGCCACAAAUACAUGAAGCGAGAUGACUUCAAGAACUAUGCGGCCGCGCUUCGCGACAAGUCCGCCAAGUUCAAGCGCUUGAAGGCGGAGUUGAGCGAGAUGAGACAAGAACUGGCCGAACUGGAAAAAACCGAGCAGAGUUUGAAAGAGAAAGAUCCCACUCCCGCAGGGCUUGUUGAAACCGAACAGAUGCUGGAGAGGGCCUCGGUCGAGAAGUCGCAGGUAGACAGAGCCAAGGGAAAGACCUUGGACGAAAUUUCCGCCAUUGUCCAAAAGAUCAACCAGCAGCUGAAGGAGAAGAAGAACAAAUUAGCUCCGCAGAUCAAGGCGCUCCGCUCGAUUCGGCAAAACUUCCAGCAAGUUGAGGUAAAAUACCUGGAGAAGAAGGGCCACUACGACCAGGCAAAGACCACCGUGGAUGCCGAUAUGUCAAAGGUUGCCACAGAUGUGAGGCAGCUGCAGGAUGAGGUCCAAGAAGCCGAACAGGCCUACAAUGAGCUCAACAUGCAGCUCACAGAUGCUGAAAGUAAGCUCCAAAGAGCGCAUUGGGAGACGCGGUGCCUUCGCAGGGAAGAGGGUGCUCGCUAUUCUGAGGAGUUCCAGACCUUGUCGGACCAUUAUGCAGCAGAAAUCAGCAAGCUGGACGAACACUGCAAGGACCUGCGGAGUUUCCAUUGUUUUGUGAUUAUCAUCCCGUGGUAA